Messenger RNA from Sugiyamaella lignohabitans, 3501 nucleotides. RefSeq names its product Nmd2p (gene NMD2). The transcript is spliced from 2 exons. Gene Ontology annotation, molecular function: RNA binding; protein binding. Gene Ontology annotation, biological process: nuclear-transcribed mRNA catabolic process, nonsense-mediated decay. NCBI's taxonomy places the organism in Eukaryota, Fungi, Ascomycota, Dipodascomycetes, Dipodascales, Trichomonascaceae. The record is from RefSeq and is a predicted model, not a curated record. Gene Ontology annotation, cellular component: cytoplasm; exon-exon junction complex. The coding region runs from base 1 to 3501 and encodes 1166 amino acids.
AUGACUGAAGCAUCUGAUGCUAGUGCUAGCCAAGCACCACCGUCAGUUUCUUCUGUUAGAAAUGCAAGAAGAAAAGAAUUAAGAGACUUGAACUCAGAAGUAUGGGAUGGAGCUCAGGAUGUUUUUCCUACUGCUAAGAAUUUGGAUUCUACUCUUAGAAAGAAUACUGCCUUUAUCAAAAAGUGUCGUGUUAACCUUGCUGAAGAUUCUCAAGCAGCCCUAUUAAAUGAUGUUAGAACUGUUUCUUUGGAGAAGUAUCUUUCAGAAAUUAUAGGCGCCAUUUGCGAAGGAUUUACGAAAGCCAAGUCUUCUGCAGAUAUCUUCGCAGGAGUGGAAGUAGCCUCAGCUCUGCACCAAAGAUUCAGUACACAAAUUUCGCCUCAACUUUUAGCAUUCUUUUUCCAAGGUAUAUCAAAUCCAUCAAAAUCACACCUAGAUUCCCUAGCUCCGGAUGCCAGACUAAGAGAGGAUCAGAGUAGAAUUGACCGUCACAAGAUUGUAUUGCGGGUGUUGAUUGAGUUGUGGUUAGUCAAUGUAUUCCGGUUUACAUCCGAUGUAACUCAGGCCGGACUGGAGGUCCCACAAUGGGCACUCCGAAGAACAGAAAACGGCGUGACCAUGCCUCCACCACUUAGUGCAUUGCAGGAAGUGUUGAAUCACGAUAUGGUUGAUUUUUCAGGCGCGUCCAUCGCCGUAGUAAUUUUAAAAAACUAUGGACAGACUCUUGCCGGAGUUUCUAAACCAAAGGCUGGACCUGAGGCAAGUGGCAUGGUUGAAGCAACAAAGGCAGUGACGACGGAAAAGUCACCUUUAGUUAUGCCGGAUAUACAACAGUUAUUCUUGUCUACCUUUAAAAAUUAUACCAAGUCGAUGCAAUCUAAACUUCAAGAGCUUGCUCAACAAGCCAGAAAAAUGGAGAAGCAAAAUGGCGACGCCUAUAUUCGUACUGGUAAGAUACUUGAUGAUAGAAGAGCUGGCCUUGAAAACUUGUUAAGCAAAUUCCAAUCUUUGCAUGACCUUUGCACCACCCUUUCUGAGUAUUUGGGAAUGACUAUGCCAGAAUAUAAAGUGUCAAAUGAAACUCAAGAUGAAGUUAUGAUCAGUUUGGCAAAUGCACUGGAUGGUGACGAUGCGGGAUUAUGGGAUGAUAGCGAACAAAAAAAAUUUUAUGAAGAUUUGGUUGACUUGACGUAUUUGGCGAAUACCGAUGAGAAUGAGAAUGACCAGAAAGAAGAAGGAAAUAGUACCGAAGGAAAUGGCGCUAAGUCAGAAGAUUCAGAUUUGGAUUCGUCGAAUAGAAGCACAAACGAUGAACUAGAUGAAAAAGACAAGCAACUUAUGAAUGAACUAGAUGACAUAAUGAGUGCAUCUCAAAAAACAGGGAAUCUUAAUGAUAAUGAAAUCGAAAAUUCUGGUGAUGAUCCAGAAUUUGAAGAUUUCGCUGGUGAACAGAAUGGUGAAGAUGUAAGUGGAGGAGAGCCGACAGCUGGAACGCGUAUUUCCGAACUGUUGACUUCAUUAUCUACGCAACAGUCUCGUAGUAAUGUGGAUAAUAUGGCUAUAGAAUUUGUUGCUCUGAACAAUAAAGCGACUCAAAAUAGAGUACUCAACUUCCUCAAAUCGGUGCCUGUUACGGACCAAUACAAACUUCCGUUUUAUGCCAGGUUUAUCGCCACAUUGGAUCCCUUCUGCAAACCUAUUUCAACUGGAGUUAUCGAAUACCUUGAUAGCUUUUUCAGAUAUUUGCAACGUCACCGUAAAGUCAGAGCAUUAACUUCAAGAAGGAUGUUUAUCAUUCGAUAUCUGGGCGAACUGAUUAAGUUUGGAAUUGUUCCUAAACAUGUAAUCUUUCAUAAGUUGAAAAUCAUGAUUGCUCACUUAGAUGCUGUAAAUGUGGAAAAUAUUUUCACUAUGUUUGAAUGUUGUGGUAGAUAUCUUAUAAGGAAGCCAGACACGCAUGCUCUUAUGUCAAAGAUGAUGCAAGUUCUGGAAUUCCAGAAAGAUAAGAAGUUUUUCCCUGCCGAAAUCAAGGCAAUGAUCAAUGGUGCAAUUUAUUAUGUCAACCCACCUCCGAAAGUCACAUUCCAAAAAGAACGUCCAGUGAUUGAACUGUACAUUCGUAAACUCAUUUAUUAUGAUCUUUCUAAGGAAACCAGCUCGGCGGUUCUUAUCCAACUUAAGAAAAUGGAUUGGAAUGAUAAAGAUACAUUCAAUUCUUUGCGCAAAGUUUUUACAAAAAUAUGGAAAGUAAAGUACGUCAAUAUUCCAUACAUGGCUUGGUUUCUUGCUUCCGUUACAUCCUCAUACCGAUCUUUUGUUGUUAUUAUUGUUGAUUCUUUGUUGGAGAAUAUUCGAAGGGGUCUUGAGACAAAUGAUUUCGAGUUCAAUCAGAAGAGAAUAUCAGAGGUUAGAUUCUUGGGCGAGUUAAGCAAGUACAGGCUUGCUCCAGAGGAUGUUAUCUACGAUGUAUUGUUCAUGCUGAUAUCUUUUGGCCAUCCCAAUGGUCGGCCUCGACCAGGCCAGUUCGUGUCCUUAGAUCCUCCAAACGAGUUCUUUAGAAUCAGACUGGUUUGUACUCUUCUUGAAAGUAAUGGUGUGUAUUCACGAAUUAACAAAGAUACAACUAAGUUCGACCUGCUGGUGAAGUUCUUUCAGUAUUACAUAUUCAGUAAGGACCCGAUGUCAAUGGACAUUGAGUUUCAAGUGAGAGACACCUUUGAACUACUUGGCGUGAAAUUUGCAGGUUCUAUAGAGGAGGCAUCCAAUGAGUUACAGCAUGCAUUAAAUGUGUACAAUGGGAUUGAGGCCAAAGAGUCUACCGUUACCAGUAGUGAUUCUCGGUCAACCAACGCACCAGAUUUAGAUGAACAGGCCGAAGCUGACCUUGCUGCGGAGUUAUUAGCCGUUACUGAAGGGCACUCAAGAGAUAAUUAUGAAAUAGUCAAGCCAGCGAAACCAGAAGAACCUAUUGAAACGGAAGAGGAGCGGUUGAUAAGAGAAGAGCAGCAGAGAAUAAAGAAUCUGGAGGCCAAGAGAAUAAAUGAUGCGAAGGCAGAUAUAAAAGCUAUGGCUCAAGUGGAAAGAGAGUUUCAAAAGCUGAUGAUCGAUCGGAUGGAUAGGAAAGCUGACGAAAAGACGACAGUGUUUGAUGCACCCGUUCCGUCAAUAAAAGAUAGCUAUGACAAUAAGCCGUCCCCAUCAGUUACCUCCAAUGGUUCGUCGGUUGGCUACAAGUUGCUUACCAAACGAGUAGGCAAGCCCCAAAUUGUUGAUGUCAAUGUUCCUGCCGAUUCUAAGUUUGCUGUUAACGUGGUAACCGAAAAAUCUCGUCUGAGAAAUGAGCAGGAAAAGAUUCGAGAUUUCGUUUUAAAUUAUGAAUACGAUCAAAAUAACGAACCAAGAUUGAGGAGGGUUAUACAGCCAGAGGUUCAGUCCACAAGAUAUUCUGGAUUGAAGCGUCCCACCAAACAUGCACCCACGCUUGACGAUGUCAAGUUUUAA